Drosophila rhopaloa is the source of this 5319-nucleotide messenger RNA. RefSeq names its product leucine-rich repeat and calponin homology domain-containing protein (gene Lrch). Gene Ontology annotation, molecular function: protein binding. The record is from RefSeq and is a predicted model, not a curated record. The coding region runs from base 277 to 3498 and encodes 1073 amino acids. Lineage: Eukaryota; Metazoa; Arthropoda; Insecta; Diptera; Drosophilidae. The transcript is spliced from 7 exons.
UAUUCGCUGUGCGUUCUGUUCCGUGCCGCUUGAGUGUAAGGGCGCGUGUGUGUGAGGAGGUGAAGAAGAGGAAGCAAGAAGGAAGCCGCAAAAGGAAAAUCCAAUUCCGAGAAAUCUUAUCAAUGAGCCAAACACUAAUUGAAAAAUAAUCGAGAUGCGUGUGUUUAAAUAGAGCAAAAAUAGUUUCUAGUUUUUUUCGGCAUUUCUGUCCGCUCUUUAAUCGGUCUGUUUCGGUGCGUGUGAGUGUGUGUGUGUGUCACCACGCCUACACUGGAAAUGGCAGCAACGGUUUACCAACGCCUACAUAGCGUCGCCGUCGGCGUCGGCAGCGCAGUUGGCAGCGGAUCGGCUUCCCUUUCAGGAUCCGGAUCAGGGUCGGGAUCGGGAGCAGGCCCCGGAAAUACCUCCUCCUCCGCCCUCCUCAGCCAUUCUCAACUGACGCGCUCGCUUGAACGAAUCCUGGAAGAGGCACACUUCAGCGGCGAACUGAUCCUGACCAAUCGAAAACUUAAGGACUUUCCCAGAUCGGGAACGAAGUAUUCCCUCACGGACACUGUCAUCGCAGAUCUGUCCCGGAAUAGAUUCGCCGAGCUGCCCGAAGAAGUCACGACGUUUGCCUUCUUGGAGACCCUACUGCUGUAUCACAAUACAAUUCGAAGCAUUCCGGAAUCGGUGAAGCAGCUAUCCUCGCUAACAUAUUUGGAUCUGCGCAGCAAUCAGCUAUCCACGCUUCCGCGGGAGAUUUGUUUUCUGCCCCUUCAGGUUCUUCUGGUUUCCAACAAUCGAUUGGCCUCGUUACCAGAUGAACUGGGUCGAUUGGAUCAAACCCUGACCGAUCUGGAUGCUUCGUAUAAUCAGCUGGCCAACUUACCUGCUCGCUUGGGGGAACUAAGAUCUCUACGUUCGCUUUCUUUGAGGAGCAAUCUCUUGAUGUAUUUGCCCAGGGAGUUAACCUGUUUAAGUUUAAUUUCUCUGGAUGUAAGCAACAAUAAGAUUGCUAGUCUUCCGCUCGAGAUUCGUCACAUGAGCACUUUGGUGGAGCUGCAACUGGAGAAUAAUCCUCUGACCACGCCACCAGCUAGUCUCUGCAUGCGCGGUCUGGUGCAUGUUUUCAAGUUUCUGGAGACGCAGGCCACCAAGGACGAGAAGGGUUCCCGGACAGGAGGCAACUAUGAUGGAUACACCACUUUGCGGAGAGCUCCUCGCCACAAUUCCAGCGGCAACGUCCUCGAAGCCAGCACCAGCAGUAACAACCAGCGAAGACAUCAGGUUGACUCGGGUUAUAGCACCAGCGAUGGUCUGGACAAGCGCUGGUCGCACGAUGUUCCAGCCAAAUCAAAAACGGAUUCACCGCUGCACUGUGUCUCCAAUUCCGCGGCUGCCACUUUGCCCAGGACGAUGCCAAGUGCGGUACAUUCUCAUGCCGAUCUAAUGGAUGCAUCCCUCACCUCCAGCACUAGUACGAUUGUGGAUGAGAGUCUCACCCUGAGUCCCACUGCAUCGCCCUGCAAAUUGACGUAUGCGCACUCGAAUAGCUCCAGUAAUGGAUCGUCGCCGGAUCAGGAUGAGGACAUCAUGCUGGACCACCAGGAGGGCACUGUUCAUCCCUCUAAUGGAAAGUCCGGAAAGACCCUCGGCAAUAUUCAGACCUACAAGGAGUACAAGGAGGCCUUGAAACAGCAGCGCAACCAGGAGAUUAGCGUCUACAAGCAGAAGCAUCCGAAUGCCAACCACAGUCCCAAUGACGACGAGGAUCUAUCACCAUCGCCGCCAGGCAAUUUGAACGGAUCUUCCUCAAACACACUGCCAAAGUCCAUUAUGAAACAGAACAGCAGCCAAAGCAGUCACAACGGAAACGGAAAUGGAAACGGAAACGGGAAUGGAGUCGAUGAUGUUGUCAUACCAAAGAAACCCAUCCAGAAGGUUAUACCCUCUCGGAAUACGGAAAUAAAGCCGCCAUCCGCAUCUGGCAUUCCCUCUGCCAUUACAUCGGAUUGUUUGGGCUACGUGAAGCCACAGAGUCCGAUGAAGAAUGGCACAAAUAAAUUCAAUUCGUCCAACGGUGGAGGAGUGCCACCAGCUGUGGGAAUCGCAAGCAGCACCACCAUUAAAUCACCAGUCAGCUCCACCACCAAACUGGGCACAGUCAAGACACACCGAUCGGUGACCUGGAACCAUGAUAUUCCCGCUGAGAAGCUGAGCUUCACCAUGCGACGGGAGUUCGAUCGCCAGAGGGAGGAAACCGAACUGAUGUCCCAGUUAAGGAUUAUCAUUGAAACGCGUUUGAAAAUGACGUUGCCUGUGGAUAUGGCCUCAGCUCUAACGGAUGGUGUCAUUCUGUGCCAUUUGGCUAAUUAUGUGCGCCCGCGUUCAGUGGCCAGCAUUCAUGUGCCAUCUCCUGGUGUGAACAAGUUGACCAUGGCCAGGUGUCGUCGCAAUGUGGAUAAUUUUUUGGAGGCAUGUCGUCGCAUAGGGGUUGAUGAGGAGUUGAUUUGCUCCUGUGAAGAUGUUGUGCCACAAGUUGAACCGCAACAACCACAAUUGCCACGUGCUGACGAUGACUAUGAUGCUGAUGUGUAUGUCCAAGAUGAUGGCAACAUCAGCAGCAGCGACAGCAACACACAAUGCAGCAACGAUGACAGCGGCAGGAGCAACCAUGUUGACAUAGUUCCCAAUGCAUUGGCCCUACUGCGCACAGUGUCCGCUCUGAUUGCCCUGGAUGAUAAUCCCUAUCAUCAGCAGCUUCAUCAUCAUCUUCAGCUGCAACAGCAAUCGGUUGUUGUUGGAGAGCAGCUGCAGCUGCAACACUUCGAGCAAGAGCAAUUCAAUGAGCCAACUACCUGCAGCCAACGGCAAGAACAGAUGUUGCUGUUGCAGCAGCAACAGCAGCAGCUAGAGCAUGUUUUGUAUGAGAAUGGCCAGCCAAGGGCUGAAAAUGAUGAUGGGGUUGAGGAUCGCGAUGAUGAUGUAGGCAAACGGCAGCAGCAACUGGCAACAGUGGGUCAAAUGCUGCUAAAGGCUAAGCAAAAAACCUAUGAGAAAAUCAAGCACAAUCUACUGAGUGCCCAUGGUCAGCACAAUUUCCAGGGUAACAAUAAUAAUAGAAUGUUGCACACGAUUGUGGAGAAUGACCACGAUGUGGCCGCCGCAGGACCGGCGGGUCAUUAUCAAAUUAUCGACGAAAAACAGGAACAGCCCCAGCAGCAACAGCAACAAUCAGAGGAUUUAAAAGAUGCAGGAUCACUGGCCAGCGCAACCAAGGAAGCCAUCAGCAAGCGCAUCGAAUUUUUCGAGCAGCAAAAAAGUGGCAAAGUGGAGGUCUUCAGCAUUUAUUUACCCAAGGAGAAAAACAAGCAACUUGAGCAGAAAAUAAAAUCGAAGACCAAUGAAGCUGGAACUUCAAUAUUAAAGCACGAUUCCCACACCUUGACAGUGAUCCUGUCGUGCGUUUUCAUAGCCACCUUCCUGUGGCUGGUCUUCUUUCCGCUGCCCGGCUAGUCUAUAUAGUAUAGCUUCGAUGUGUAUGCCUUGGUUUGCCAGUAGAAUUAAGAUCGAAAAAUGAGAGUUGAGCCAGCUAUUGCGCUUAUACACUUGGUAGUGAGUUUAUGAGGCUGCUUUUGUUUAACGCUUCUUUAGGCUUACACUCCAUAUUUAUGAAACAUUCUAUUUCUAAAUUGUAAUCUAAGAAACUCAAAUCCCCCCAAAGGACAACACAACAAACAGGCAUCUUUUGAGGCAUUUAAUUGAGAGACAACCCAAAGACUUUGAAAAUGUAAUCAAUUUCAGGCUCGUAUUUCUCUAUGAUUAGUUAGGGGUAUGCAUAUUUAUGGACAAAACUUCUACUACUUAAAUACUAAAAAUUUAAGUUCCACAAAUAAUACAAAUGCUCCUUUUUAACCUAAAAGUUUUAACCUAAAGUUCCUUCGAAACAAUAUUUUCUAUACUUUUUAUUGUUUUUUUUCAUUAAAUAAUUUAUUAAAUAUUUAUAUUAUGACGCUAAUAAAAUAUUUACUAUGUAGGUAUCUUACAAUCAUCAUGACCUAAUCAUUAAGUCAUCAUUAGUUAUGACAACUAUUAGUAAUAUUAUCAUUUACCAGAUUUGAUAAUCAACAUAAACUAUUUUUAGAUUCUUGAAUAAAAUUCUUAUUUUUUAUAUCACUUACAUUAUGCUAAAACUUGACUAUUUACAAAGUUACCUUUCAAAGAUUUCAAUUGUGCAUACCCUUAAAAAAAAGAGCCGUUUAUAUACAAACCCGUAAAAAUCACAUAUUCCUAGUUCAUGAAAAAGCUAUUGAACUCUAAACUGCAUUAAGAAUAAAAAUACAAAUUUUUAUUUGCUUAACUAUGUGUUAAGUCGUGUCGAACUGAUUGAAAAACAAUUACCAAAACGCUUCAUUUCAUUAUAUUUACUUAUACCAUUAUUAAAACACAUGAUUGACCUAAGUUACAACGAAACUAAUUUUAUGUAAGUUCCAUUCUGGCAAAAAAAAAGACAAAUGAAAACGUAAAAUAUAUAUAGUUAGAUGAUAAGAUAUAUACCAAUUAGUUGUUUAAGAUGAUAAAAAAGGAAAGAGACUUGUUACAGUUUGAUGGACAAUUAAUUCUGGUAGUUAUUGAAAAAAAAGCUACUGGAGGAAGUUGGAGUUGUAUGGUUUUACUUGAAGCAGGGACACUCAAAAUAGUUGUAGAAAUGCGUAAAACAGUUAUAGAAUGAAGUUAAAAAUCUGUAGCCAAACAAUUUCAAUAAAACACUUCUUUUUUUUUGCAAGUGCACACAAUAUUUGACGAUAUUAAUUUAGUGAUUUCUUUGCAGCUUAAAUUUUAUGGCAAUAAUCACGUCAAAUUUAAACAAUUAAAGUCUGCUUCAGUAUUUUUUUUGCAAAAUUUCAAAGCCAUCUAAAAAAUAUAACGUAAUUGGAACUUCCUCAAGUACUUUUAAUGUACAAAAUACAUGUGAAAAAGAAAACCGUAACAAAAUCUAAACAAGUUUUUUAAAAUACAUCACCAAACAUCACUUACAUUUUUGAAAAAAUUUAAACGCGCAGAAUUUCACAUAAAAAAGACCAUUCAAAUACAAAUAAUAAUCACAAAACAGUGCCUUUGACUGGAUAUCGGCGACAGUCUAGUCUGCCUAUAACCAAUAGCAAUAUCGUAGCUAUUCUUGCUAUCUAAAGCAAUUAAUUGUCAUUAAUAAAUUUCUCAUGAGUUACUGGACGCUUUUCCUUACCAAUUUUGUUUACGAACAAGUUUAUUUAAUUAAACUUUAAAUGUGCUAACAACAUUCCUAACAUUAAAACAUAUUUAUUUAAUUUAUGAAUA